This is a messenger RNA of Monoraphidium neglectum, 3336 nucleotides long. RefSeq lists its product as hypothetical. The record is from RefSeq and is a predicted model, not a curated record. The annotation marks the transcript as partial. The transcript is spliced from 3 exons. Gene Ontology annotation, molecular function: transcription coactivator activity. Lineage: Eukaryota; Viridiplantae; Chlorophyta; Chlorophyceae; Sphaeropleales; Selenastraceae.
AUGGCCCUGCCGCCGGAGGUUGUGACCAUCAAGAUACGCGGCUCCUGCUGCAUCGCGCAGCUGGUGGCGCGCUGCCUGCGGUUCGAGCGGCGCAUGAACCCCAUCCACAUCAGCGCGGCGCUCGUGGCCGCGGUGCGGCUCGCGGAGCAGGGGAACUGGCUGCCCGUGGAUGCAGCGGGGGCUUUCGAAGCCGAGGGUGCGGCGCGAGGCGCCGUCAGGGCUGCGGCGUCGCGUGAGGGUGUGUUGCCGCUGUGGCGCGGCCUCGAGCGGAUGGAGUGGCAGCAGGAGGAGGCCUGGCAGGAGGUGCAGCACGAGCAGGUGCAGCGAGAGGAGCACCGGCAGCAAAAGGCGCAGCAGCAAAAGCAGCAGCAACAAGAGCACCGGCAGCAAAAGGCGCAGCAGCAAGAGCAGCAGCAGCAAGAGCAGCAGCAGCAAGAGGAGCAGCACAAUGGCAGCUGGGAGACGCGGCCGCCGCACCCGGCACAGGCGCUGCCGUGGAAGCACCAGCGCCUGCACCUGCGGAAGCGCCUGCGCUGGACAGUGGACGCGCUCGUGCGGCGCCUCGCGUCGCAGCGCGUGCUCUGCGGCGGCCGCGAGAUCGGCAACGUGCUGUGGGCGCUCGCGCGGCUGGGCGCGCCGCCGCCGCCGCCGCCGCUGCUGCGGCAGCUGCUCGGGCAGUUUGCGGACGCGCUGCCGGGCACGAGCUGCACCAGCAUAUCCAACACGCUGUACGCCCUCGCUGUCAUGGGCUGCGCGCCGCCGCCAGAGUGGACAGACCAGGUGCUCUACAGCUUCGUGGCGCACGCGACGGGCCCCAGGCACGCGCGGCCAGCGAGGCACGGGCAGCCCGCGCAGCAUGGAGCGUCCCCCCGGGGCGGCUGCGAGGGUGACUACACAAGCAGUGGUGGCGGCGGCGUCGGCGGCGACCCGCGUGACCCCUGGGUGUGCAGCCCGCAGGCGGUGUCCAACGUGGUGUGGGCGCUGGGCUGCAUCCGGCAGCGCCACGUCGCGCGCGUCUGGGUGCCGGCGCUCGUCCGCCUGCUGCGCGGCGCCGCGCGGCCCGACAGCCCGCAGGUGCUGGCAAACGUGCUGGCCGGCUGCGCGCGGCUGGGCCUCGGCGGUGGCAGCUCGCCCGGACGAGAGCUGAAGGCAGACCUCGAGCGGCUGCUCUGCGACUCGGCGCCGCUCCUGGCAUCUGCUAAGCCAGCAGAGCUCGCGACCAUCGCCUGGGCUGCUGGCCAGCUGGCGUUGCCCCUGGACAGCAGCUUCUUCGCCGCUUCUGGGCGGCUGCUGGGCAGCUCCUCGCACGGCGAGCUGGCGAUAGUGCUGCAUGGCGCCGCGCGGUGCGGCGCGGCCCCGCCGCCGUCCUGGCUGGCCUCGUACAUGGUGGCAGCGUCCCGGCAGCUUCUGGCGUUUGACGCGUGGGAACUGUCGGUCGUGCUAUGGGCGCUGGGCGUGAUGAGGGUGCAGCCCGAGGUGUCGUUUGUCGAGGCGGUGCUCAACGCUUUCUGCCAACGAGCAGCGGUGGCGCUGGAGGGGCAUGGCGUCGCGCGUGAGGCGGCGCUGCAGGACAACACCAAGCUGGAGCAGCAGCACGAACAGCAGGAGCAGCGGCAAGACCCGGAGCAGAACCAGCAGCAAAAGCAGCAGCGACAGCAGCAACAACAGCAACAGCAUCAACGGCGACAGCAACAGCAGCAGAAGCAACAGGAGCAGGAGCAGCAGCAGGAGCAACAGCAGCAGAACAAAGUCUUCAGCAGUGCUGCGGGCGAACGGCUCGCACAGCACGAGGACGGGGGGUCCAUGGCAGGGGCCGUGACGCGCAUGGUGCGCGCUCUGGGGAUGAUGCGCUACCGCCCCUCGGCACGCGUCAUGGCAUCGCUGAUGGCGGCUGCAGAGAAGCUGCUGCCUGAGUUUAGCCCCCACGCGGUCGUGUCGCUCAUGUGGGGCACCGGGCGCCUGGGCUGCCGGCCCCCCCUGCCGCUGCUGGGCGGCGUGCUGCGGCGCUGCGAGGAGCUGCUGCCGGCAAUGUCGCCGGGGGACACGGUGGCGCUCACAUACGCACUCUGCAGGCUUCAGGGCCGCCCGCGCGUGCUGCGCGAGUGGCUGCGGCGCCGCCGCCAGCGCGAGCGCCUGCUGAUGGACGUGGUGCGGCUGGAGGCCGUCGAUGAGAAGACGCGCGCCGCUGAGCUGGCGGCGCGCCUGCGGCUGGCGCGGCAGGCGGCAACGCGGGAGGAGGGGGCGGCAGACGGUGGCGCGGGCGUGGGCGCGGCGGGGCAGGACGCCGCGGGGCGAGCGGAGGGGGAGGCGGGCGCGGAGGUCAGGGGGAUCGCGGAAGAUCUCCAGGCGGCGCGCGCCCGUCUGGCGGAGCGGCUGCACACUCUCGUGCGCUGGCGCCAGAGCGCGCAGCUGCUCGAGCGGCAGCUGCGGGAGCAGCACAACCGCUGGCGCGCGGCGCCCGGCGCGGCGGCGGCGGCGCGGAUGGUUUCGCCGGCGCUCGUCGCGGCCGUGUUUGAGCACGCGCGGCGCGGCGUGGCGGCGCUCCCGGCGCGCGGGGUGGCGCGCCUGUUGUGGGCCGCGCCGUGGCUCGGCUACCGCCCUCCGCCGGCGUGGUCCGAGGCCGUAGAGCGCCAGCUGGCGGGGUGUGUCAGGCGCCUCACCCUAACAGACGCCUGCCUGCUGCUGUGGGCGGCAGCACGCCUGCAGCCGGACUUCACGCCUAGUCAGCAGCUGCUGGGCGCGCUGGUGGCGCGCACAGAGGGGCUGCUGAUCGCGGCCGACGCCGCCCCGCACGCGCCGCCGCCGGCCGGCGCGGCCGCGGCCGGAGAAUGGAUGGCGUUCUCGCAAGGGGCGCCCGCGCCGGGCGCGGCCGAUGGGAGCGGCGGGGCGGCGGCGUGGGGCGUGCGGCGGCCUUUGUGGCCGCCAGGGCUGCAGCCCUCAGGCGCAGACGCCGCGGGCCCGCGCCCGCGGCAGCUGCUGUUGCCCGCGCCGCAGCUCCCAGCCCCCCGCUUCCGCUACCGCGGCUCCCCGCCGCUGCCGGCGGCGGCGCCCGGCGCCGGCUGCCGCCCCGCGCCGCCGCCGCGCGUGACCCCUCAGGACGCGGUGAUGCUACCCUGGGCCCUGGCUGAGCUGGGCGCGUGCGCGGGUGCCCCCUGGUCCGCCGCGUUCUGCGCCGCCGUGCACCGCGCGCUGCCGCGCAUGAGUGGCCUGCAGCUGGGCGUCAUGCUGCGCGCCCUGGCCACGCUGCGCGCCCGCGCGCCGGGGGCGUUCCUGGAGGCCGCGGAGACGGUCGCUGACGUCAGCAGCGCGCGGUGGGCGCCGGGCGCGCUGGCGCUC